AUGUCUUUCGAGGAGGUCACUUUGCAAUUCCCGCUCUUGCGGAUCAAUUGCGGGACCCACACCAACACCAGUCUCUCUUCUCCAGCCAUGGUCAACGUCGUCACUCCAGUCGUGGAUAUCGAGGGCGAUGCAUUCCUCCCGCUGUCGCCGUUGGACGCCGUCAUGAACACGUAUCGCGUGGUGAUUCUCUACAUCUACCCGCCGCCUCCGUCAAAUGCAGCCAACUACGACCUCGACAAGCUCCGGCGCUCGUUCGUCUCGCUAGUGGACGAGGACUACCCCGUGCUCGUUGGAACACUCGACGUUGACCAAAAGACUGGGACCGUCAGUGUAAAGCAGACGCCCGAGCAGCGACGACGAGGUGGCAGCGCAAUCCGCUUCGAGUCGAACUCGACCAGUUCCAAGACUACGGACGACGCGAUAUCGUCUCUCUCGUGGGAAUUCAUGCCCAAGACUCGCAGUGGUGGGGAGAUCAUCGCUGUGAAGGGGUCGAUCCUCGCAGACGGAGGAAUGGCCAUCGGAGUGGACUGCAGCCACGUCCUGUUCGACGGAGAGGCCACGCUCACGUUCAUGAAGGCGUGGGGGCAGCACUACAGCGGUGUCAGCAACCAAGAUCGGCUGGUCAUCAACCAUGAGCGACACCUGCUCGCAGGAAACGGGAAAGCUUCUCGUCUUCCUCACCCGGAGUUCCAGAUCGUACCGGCCGAGCCUCUAGUGCGCAGAGAGGAUGGAUCGCUAGCUCCUAAAGCCGCUGCCACGCCACCCAACACGGCCCAGCACGUCUUCCAUCUAUCGCCAGAGACGAUGGUAAAGCUCAAGCGCACAGCAGAGUGUGGAUACAAGCACCCGAAGAUCGCCCACGGCUCCGGGCCUUCGUACAUCAGCACUCUUGACACCAUCACCGCGCUGUUCACCAUCCUCAUCACAAGAGCUCGUGGCCACGGGCGAGACUUCCGAGUCUCGACGGCAGUGAACGGGCGGAAGCGACUGGAACCCCCAUUGCCCGAAAACUACGCUGGGAAUGCGGUCUUCCACGCGAUUUCGCCGUAUACGAGCGAGGAUCUACGAGGCGAUAAGGAAGAUGUUCAGAGCGGAGUGUCGGCGUCAACGCUGUCUCGUGUCGCUCGUUGCAUCCGCUCGUCGAUUCUGGAGCGAGACAGCGAGUUCAUGCGGGACGCCAUCGCGUUCCUCUCCAACCAGAAGACCGGUCUGUCCAGCGUCAACGACAACGUCAACUUCUUCUGCGGCCCGGACGUCGCGUUCACGUGCUGGGCCAAGAUGGGGCUGUACGAUGCCGAGUUUGGAGGAACGAGACCUUGGUACGCGUCGAUCCCCCGCGUGCAAUGUAUGGACGGAUUCGUGCUCAUCACAGAAGCUGUCAGAGGCGCUGAUGGACUGGACGUGCUCGUGUGCUUGGAAGCUGCCACGAUGAAGAAGUUCAUGGGCUUGUGCGCUGACGUAGAGUUUCUUCAAGGUUAG
Messenger RNA from Phytophthora sojae, 1479 nucleotides. RefSeq lists its product as hypothetical. The coding region runs from base 1 to 1479 and encodes 492 amino acids. The record is from RefSeq and is a predicted model, not a curated record. Gene Ontology annotation, molecular function: acyltransferase activity, transferring groups other than amino-acyl groups. Lineage: Eukaryota; Oomycota; Peronosporomycetes; Peronosporales; Peronosporaceae. The transcript has a single exon.